This is a messenger RNA of Durio zibethinus, 2548 nucleotides long. The record is from RefSeq and is a predicted model, not a curated record. Lineage: Eukaryota; Viridiplantae; Streptophyta; Magnoliopsida; Malvales; Malvaceae.
AUGGGAUCUUCAACAUUUCUUCCGUUUUUUUAUUCAGUUCUUCUAUCCCUUGCUACUCUUACCCUUUCGGAGGAUGUUUAUUUUGAGCAUAGCUGUAAUGAAACCAGAGGCAACUACACUGCAAACAGCACUUACCAGGCCAACCUCAAUAGCAUCGUUUCUCAGUUCUCCUCCCUUACAGAAUUCAAUUACGGGUUCUUCAAUCUGUCUGCUGGUGUAAGCCCUGACAACGUUAACGUAAUCGCCCUUUGCAGGGGUGACUUAAACCAAAGCCAAUGCAACAGUUGCCUCAACUACACCGCAACCGAGCUCGAGCAAUUUUGUCCCUCCAACAAGGAGGCGACCGCGUGGUCUGAACUUUGUUUGGUGCGGUACGCCAACAGAGACAUGUACGGAAUGCUGGAGAACGAUCCUCGCACUUGUGCAUACAACCCAGCGAAUGCAUCGAACCCUGAUCAGUUCAAUCAGGCAUUAAGUGAACUAUUGAAUAACCUGAGCAGCGAAGCUGCAGCGGGGGGUCCUCUUCGCAAAUAUGCGGCAGGUAAAGCUACAGCUGGUAACUUGCAAACGGUAUACGCAACGGUGCAGUGUACUCCUGAUUUGGAAGAGAUAAAUUGCACUACUUGUCUAAAUUUCGCGAUGAGCGAGCUUCAAAAGUGUUGCUAUGGAAGGAUAGGAUGCAGGGUUCUCAGACCAAACUGUGUCUUGAGGUUUGAAUCUAACCCAUUUUAUAAUCAGAUUGCCGUUCCUCUACCGCCUUCUUCUUCUCCGACUUCACAGGAGCCAUUGUGUUUUGCAGGAAAGGGGAACAACACAACAAGAACAGUAAUCAUUGUUAUUGCUUCAGUUGUUGGCGUUCUGAUACUAAUCAUCAUCUCCAUAUGCAUUUUUAUGAGACGUAGAAAGACACCAAAACAAUUUGAAACUAAGGAUGAGAUUAUUGGGGCUGAGUCCUUGCAAAUCGACUUUGAUUCUGUUCUGGCUGCAACUAAUAACUUUUCAGAUGCCAAUAAGCUUGGCCAAGGAGGAUUUGGAGCUGUUUACAAGGGUCAGCUUCCAAAUGGAGAAGAGAUUGCUGUGAAAAGACUGUCUAUGGAAUCUCAACAAGGAGACAUAGAAUUUAAAAACGAAGUCCUAUUAUUGGCCAAGCUUCAACACCGCAAUUUGGUUAGGUUCGUUGGUUUCUGCUUGGAAGGACACGAAAAGAUUCUCAUUUAUGAGUUUGUGCCAAACAAAAGCCUUGAUCAUUUCAUUUUUGAUCAGAUCAAGCGAGCAGAACUAGAUUGGGAAACACGCUACAAAAUCAUCGAAGGCAUUGCUCGUGGACUCCUUUACCUUCAUGAAGAUUCUAGACUUCGGAUAAUUCAUCGGGAUCUCAAACCAAGUAAUAUUUUGUUAGAUGCAGAUAUGAUUCCUAAAAUUUCCGAUUUUGGGAUGGCAAGGCUGUUUGGACAGGACGAAACGCAAGGCAGUACUAUGAGAAUUGUGGGAACCUAUGGAUAUAUGGCUCCAGAAUAUGCUAUUCAGGGGCAUUUCUCAGUAAAAUCAGAUGUCUUCAGCUUUGGUGUAUUACUUUUAGAAAUUAUCAGUGGUCAGAAAAAUAAUAGCUUCCACCAUGGGGAGAAUAGUGAGUUCAUGCUGAACUUUGCGUGGAAAAAUUGGAGAGAAGGGACAGCAUUGAAUCUGAUUGAUCCCACAUUGAGUGAUGGUUCAAGAAAUGAGAUAAUGAGAUGCAUGCACAUCGCACUGCUAUGCGUUCAAGAAAACGUAGCUAGGAGACCAACCAUGGCUUCAGUUGUAUUCAUGCUGAAUAGCUUCUCGACCACCCUCCCAGUGCCAUCACAACCAGCGUUUUGUAUGCAGAGUAACAUUGAAACUGACAUGUCAUCUUCAUUGGCCACUAAUUCAUGGGCGUCAGAGUCCAAAAACUCCAACAUCGAGUUACUUCCGGCAUCCCUCAACGAGGCUUCAAUUACUGAGCUAUCUCCUAGAUAGUGUUUGGGAUUUGUAUACAAUAAGUUUAUUAUCUUGAAUUUCAUUUCAAUAUAUAUUUUAUUCCAGUUAAAGGCUUUGCUGUAUAUCUCACCACCAAGAGGUGGGGGUGAAAGUUUGUGUGGAAAUCUCACAUCCUAUACUAAUAUAUAAUCCACCUCUGUGAUCAACGGUUUUCAACUUUUAGGAUAUCUAACUUCAGAGAUGGGGCAAACAAAUUGACCCAAAUUUACUAGCUCAAGAUACUCUUUCAGUCUUUCAUUCUUUUCAGCCUACAAAAUAGAACUCUACUGAGCACAAUCAAGAAGAAUUAAACAACCAAGAGCCACCUAAUUCUCCUGGAAAUUGAAGCAAUAGCGAUGCAUCAAAUACAAAUUUUAACAUGCAUCACUUGUCCAUGCAUACCGGCACAUAAAACGUAGAAUAAAUGAACAUUAAAAUCCAGGCUUACCUUUAGUUCAUUAAUCUUCUCUUGCAGACUCUCAUUAUACUCUCAGUUUGUCCGAAAAUUAAAUAUGCCGCAAAAAAAUCACCAGAAGGUUGUCAGAAAAUUAAA